Messenger RNA from Megalops cyprinoides (Indo-Pacific tarpon), 3981 nucleotides. It is a transcript of the gene skic2, whose product is annotated as SKI2 homolog, superkiller viralicidic activity 2-like. The record is from RefSeq and is a predicted model, not a curated record. The transcript has 29 exons. Gene Ontology annotation, cellular component: Ski complex. Gene Ontology annotation, biological process: nuclear-transcribed mRNA catabolic process, 3'-5' exonucleolytic nonsense-mediated decay. Bases 66 to 3824 code for a protein of 1252 amino acids. Gene Ontology annotation, molecular function: ATP binding; RNA binding; RNA helicase activity. Lineage: Eukaryota; Metazoa; Chordata; Actinopteri; Elopiformes; Megalopidae.
CAGGAGUUUGUAUCCGCCUGCCACUCUGACACUUUCUAUAAACGAGAGCAACUGCAGUGGCAGCGAUGGAGAAAAUAGAUUUGCCGCCUUUGGGGCCGGCUGACCUCCCUCUGUCGCUGCUGGAGAUGGGCUGCUCAGGGCGGUUUGAGCUGAUCUCUCAGCCAAUCGCGUGCGGCCAGCCUCUACACCCACAGAGCACCCUCCCCCACGGUCUGCCUCCGAUCAGUCCAGACCUGCGCAUGGAGGUGGAAAAACGUUUCCUGCGCGACCCAGAAUGGCUUCCCAUACACGACACCGACUCUGCCUUCCACAAGUUUUUAAAGCUGGCUCAGAGGGACAGACAGGUGGACUCUCUGCUGCACUGUACCGCCUCUCCCCUGCACUCUGGCCUGUCUGUGGUGCGGGACCCCACCACUGGGAUGCUGCUGGACUUCACAGAGGUGCUGUUGGAGGACACAGGCCUGUCCGCGAAGAACUCGCUGUCCCUGCAGCGCCCCCCCGGGCCCCCCUCCGAAAGCCUCCGGGGGAGCAACACCAACUACCCCUUUCUGCCAGGAGGGAUGGAGGAGCUGACUCUGGAGCAGAUUAAGAAGAAGACUGAGGCGGAGGAAGACAUCGACUUUGAGAAAGGUUUACUCACAGUGGCCCCAGGGCUAAAGGCUGGGAUGGACUUCAGUGACAGAGAUACCAAAACCUCAGCGGGAGAGGUCAACCUGCUGUCCCUCCUCUCCAAUUUUGAUGACAUCAUUGACACUCGCCCUGAGGGAGAGGGAGGGGAGGGAGGGAAGAAGUCAGGUGACGUGCCUAAAAUACCCCGUUCCAACAGCCUGGAAGACUUGGGGAUCAAGGAGUCUGCGCCCCCUCCUUCAACCGCAGCUGUCUCGUCGGCCGGGCUGAGCGAGGGAGGGAAGGGGAAGGAGGGAGAACAGGAGGCAGAGAAGAAGAGGUGGGCCAUUCCUGUGGACAUCAGCUCUCCCUGCGACGACUUCUACAAGCGCAUUCCCGAGCCGGCCUUCAAGUGGCCAUUUGAGCUGGACGGCUUUCAGAAGCAGGCAGUGUUGAGGCUGGAGGCUCAUGACUCUGUUUUUGUUGCGGCUCACACCUCCGCCGGCAAGACUGUGGUGGCUGAGUACGCCAUCGCUCUCUCCCAGAAGCACAUGACCAGGACGAUCUACACCUCUCCCAUCAAGGCGCUGUCCAAUCAGAAGUUCAGGGACUUUAAGAACACCUUUGGGGACGUGGGGCUGUUGACCGGGGAUGUGCAGCUCAAUCCAGAGGCCUCCUGCCUCAUCAUGACCACUGAGAUCCUCAGGUCCAUGCUGUACAAUGGCUCCGAGGUCAUUCGGGAUUUGGAGUGGGUGAUCUUCGACGAGGUGCACUACAUCAACGACGCAGAGAGGGGUGUGGUUUGGGAGGAGGUGCUGAUUAUGCUUCCUGAUCAUGUCAGUAUCAUCCUGCUCAGCGCCACGGUGCCCAACGCCCUGGAGUUCAGCGAGUGGAUAGGGCGCAUAAAGAAGAGGCCCAUCUACGUGAUCAGCACCGUGAAGAGGCCGGUCCCACUGGAACACUACCUCUACACCGGCAACAGCACCAAGACCCAGAAAGAGCUCUUCCUUCUGGUCGACGCUGCCGGAAACUUCCUGACCAAAGGGUACUAUGCGGCUGUGGAGGCUAAGAAGGAGCGCACCAGCAAACACGCCCAGUCUUUCGGAGCCAAGGGAUCCUCCCAGAGCACCACAGCCACACAGGACCGGGCGGUGUGGUUGGCCCUCCUGCACUUCCUGUCUCAGCGGCAGCAGACUCCGGUGGUGGCCUUCACCUUCUCGCGCUCCCGCUGCGAUGACAACGCCCGCUCGCUGUCCUCCAUGGACCUCACCAACUCCGUGGAGAAGAGCGAGAUCCACUCCUUCUUCCAGAAGAGCCUGAGCCGCCUCCGAGGCGGAGACCGCCAGCUGCCUCAGAUCCUGCUGAUGAGGGACCUGCUGAAGAGGGGCAUCGCUGUGCACCACAGCGGCAUCCUGCCCAUCCUCAAGGAGGUCAUCGAGAUGCUCUUCUCCCGAGGACUGGUGAAGGUCUUGUUUGCCACAGAGACGUUCGCCAUGGGCGUGAACAUGCCUGCGAGGACGGUGGUGUUCGACAGCAUCCGAAAACACGAUGGGACGGGCUUCAGAAACCUGCUGCCUGGGGAGUACAUCCAGAUGGCCGGCCGGGCAGGGCGGAGGGGCCUGGACGCCACGGGAACCGUCAUUAUCCUCUGCAAGUCGGGCGUGCACGACAUGGGCGAACUCCACGUCAUGAUGCUGGGGAAGCCCACGGUGCUGCAGUCCCAGUUCAGACUCACCUACACCAUGAUCCUGAACCUGCUGCGCGUGGAGGCCCUGCAGGUCACCGACAUGAUGAGGAGGAGCUUUUCAGAGAGCCACAGAGACACUCAGGCCCAUGAGCGGCGGAUCACCCAGCUGAAGCAGCAGCUUGCCUCCCUCCCUCCUUUCGAUACUGAGGGUCAGCUGGCUGACAUCCUGCCCUACUACCACACCCUGACUGAGCUGCGCAUUACCACCGAGGGCCUACAGAGGGCUGUGCUGGAGUCAGUCAGUGGGCUGAAGGCUCUGUCUGUGGGCCGCGUGGUGGUGGUGAACAAUGCUCAGCACUGCAACGCCCUGGGAGUCAUUCUGCAGGUAUCCAGUGAUUCAGUGAACCGCACCUUCACUGCUCUCAUCCUGUGUGAGAAAGGGAAUGAGGAAAUGGGGGCGGAGCCACCCAAAGCCAGGCCCCUCCCUCACCUGCACAGCACUGCCCUCUUCAUACCUGAGGGCCCCUGCAGUCACACGGUGCAGAAGCUGAAGCUGCAGGAUAUUUCUGCCAUCACUGUGAAAACCCUGAAAGUCAUUCCAGAGCGGAUCAUCGACAACUACAACAAGCGGCAGCAGCCUCGCUUCAGGCUCGACCCUCCAGGGCAGGCCAUCUCCACGGCAACGCAAGAGCUCCUCCGAUUGGCCGAGGCGAACCCUGAAGGUGUGCCGACCCUCGACCCUGUGAAUGACCUCCAGCUGAAAGCGGUGGAGGUGGUGGAGGGGUCUCUGCGGGUGCGAGCUUUGCAGGAGAGUCUGAAAGACUUCGGCUGCGUCCACUGCCCCACUUUCUCUGAGCAGUUCAUACGCGUGCAGGAGAGGAUGACGGUCCAGGAGGAGCUGGACAAGCUGCUGUUCCUGGUCUCAGAUCAGUCUCUAUCCCUGCUUCCUGAGUACCACCAGAGGAUCAAGGUUCUCCAGCACCUGAACUACGUGGACAGCAGUGGGGCGGUGCAGCUGAAAGGGCGGGUGGCAUGUCAGAUCAGUAGCCACGAGCUGCUGCUCACCGAGCUGCUGUUUGAGAACACCCUGAGCCCGCUCGCCCCCGAGGAGAGCGCCGCCCUGCUGUCCUGCCUGGUGUUUACACAGAACACGCAGACCGUGCCCCACAUCACCAGCACCCUGCAGGAGAGUAUCGAUCGAGUCCUCAGCUUGGCACAGAGAAUCGGCGAGCUGCAGAAGGAUUGUGGGAUUUCACAGACGGCGGAAGACUUCGUGGCCCAGUUCAAGUUCGGGCUGACUGAGGUGGUUUACUGCUGGGCGCGAGGCAUGCCCUUCUCUGAGAUCGCGCAGCUGACGGACGUGCAGGAGGGCACGGUGGUGCGCUGUAUCCAGCGUUUGGACGAGGUUCUGCGGGAGGUGCGGCAGGCGGCCCGCAUUGUGGGGGACUCCGUCCUGGGCAGCAAGAUGGAGAGGGCCUCCCUGGCCAUCCGGCGGGACAUCGUGUUCACCGCCUCCCUCUACACCCACUGAGACAGGGGGAGAGGGAGAGAGAGUGAGACCGAGUGAUUGAGAGUGAGAGUGAGAGUGAGAGUGAGAGUGCGUCAGACAGCGUGUUAGUGUGUCAGUGUGAGUGCACCAGAUAGAGUGAGGAUGUGUUUGUGGGAGAGAGAGAUGCAGAUAGGGAAAG